Molecule: messenger RNA, 3751 nt
Organism: Siniperca chuatsi (mandarin fish)
Lineage: Eukaryota; Metazoa; Chordata; Actinopteri; Centrarchiformes; Sinipercidae
Product: protein FAM110A
Exons: 3
Coding region: 618-2015 (465 amino acids)
Source: RefSeq, a predicted model, not a curated record
ACGCUCAGGUUAGUGUUCAUUUGGCUCGCACACACACAGGAACACACCACAGGCAUACCGGCACACUGACUCUUGUACCAGCUGAAAGCAGCCGUGCAGAGCUCCUACCUGCUUCUUUCAGUGCAACCCGCGACUCUGGUUUUCCUGUGUUCCAGAGACCCAGUUUAAGAUCUUACUGCCUGACUCGUACACAUCAUGACUGUGGGACUCUCCAGCUGAGUUGCCGGACUGCUUUUUGUGUCAGAUCACAGCUGGACAGGCAGACGGGCUUGACAGACGAGUUGGACAGAGAUCGUGAAGGGGAUCAUUAAGCCUGUUGUGUUGCCGGGAUCAUUGCCGGCGGAUCUACCAGACCUGCAUUUUGGAUAAAGAGCUUGGCUGCGCUGUGGCUGACCGGUGACCCCGAUCUGCAGCCUUACCCUCUUCUGGGUCACUGCUGAGCUAAUAGAGGUGGUCCGGCCGGGCCUGAUGUGGAAUUUGACCCAGACUGACCCUGUCCCGCAAGUAGCUUUUCACUGAGCCUGUACUGGGAAAAAGGAAGGAUAAAAGAGCAAGAGGGGCAACGAGGAAGAAAAGGAGAGAAGUGAGAGCAGCAGCACAGCGACCGCUCUUCCAGUAUGCCGGUGGAGACCCUGCGGCCAUCAGACGGCCGUCUGGCUGGGGUUCCCUUCACCUCUGCCAUGCCCUUCAGGAUACUUAACAAGGGUCCAGACUACUUCCGUCGUCAGGCUGAGCCUGGGGCCCGUAAAUUGAGUGCUGUAGAACGUCUGGAGGCCGACAAGGCCAAGUACGUAAAGAGCCAGCAGGUGGCCCUCACCCGCCAGGCUCCCAUCAAACCGCCAAUCAUCCGCAAGCCCCUCGUUCCUCCAGGGAUGAUGCUCCAGUGUCAGAUCAGCACUCCUCCAGCCCGCAAAGUUCCCCGCUGCCCAGCUGAUGUGGAAAAUGGAGGAGGGAGAGAGGGACCUGGAGGGAGAAGAGGUCCUCCUCUUAACUUGGAUAUUCUGAAUAAUCUUAUCAAUGAUGUAUGUGAUGGACCAAUGCCCUGUUCCCAGUCCUCUUCCUCCACCUCCCCCUCCUCAUCAUCUCCUUCGUCAGGAGCUAAGAGCAUCAGCAGCAGCCUGUCAGCAGAACAGGAGCGGAGCAACCGACUCCUCAACAACCUUAAACCAUUGAAUCACAGCACCAUCAACUCCUCAUCCACCUCCUCCUGCACUUCCUCUCCACUCAACAACAACCCCCGGAGCCCUGCAGCAGAACUUACUCGCCGCCCGCCCCCUGUUCCGGCACGAGCACCCCGCAUUGGGGUUCCAGGGCCCUAUAGCUCCCCCAACUCGGUGACAGUGCGCAGGGUGGACGUUCGGCCUCAGGCUGAGAUAAGGAAGCCUCAGAGGGCCCUGCUGCAGCCCCAGCUCAGGCCCAGACAAACUGCCCAGGGCCAAGUGGCACACCCCCAGGUCCCACCUCCUCCACCCCCUCAUAACCAACCCCAACCUCAGCUCAACACCCCCUCUCAAUCCCUGCCCCCCCCUCCAGCCUACCUACCUCCCAGUCCCAUGCUGGUCCGAGCAGGCAUGAUCCCACCAGCCUCCCCCGCUUUCACCCGUAUAUCAAACGCCAGCUCCAAGGGGUCCGCUCGUAAGCACCCAUCCUUGCACCGCUCCAAAUCGGACCUAAGCGACCGUUACUCCCGUGCCACAGCCGACCUGGAGCGCUUCUUCAACUACUGCGGGCUCGACCCGGAUGAGGUGGAGGGCAUGGGCGGAGUGGAGCGCUUCACAAGAGCCAACUCGGACAUUGUAUCUGUCUCCAAGCUCCGCAGCGUCAGUACGCCCAGCUCAGAGGCUGACCGGGCGAGGGAGGAUGGAGGAGAGGAGGAUGACGAGGACGGACCAGCUAGAGCCAAUGAACGGGUCCCCUAUGGCAUCUCCGUCAUCGAGAGGAACGCUAGAGUCAUCAAGUGGCUAUACGGCAUCCGUCAAGCGCGGGAUGCUAAUAACGCUGUCUCUAACGUAUAGACUAACAAGGACUUGAAAGAAAAACAGGGAAGCAGUACUUUUUGUAUGUAUACAUACGUCUGAGGAAGGGAAGCAUCUUCUGCUGCCUUACAUCACAUUUAAGGAUAAUCCAGUAGUUGUUUUUACUGUUUCCUGUGAAGACUCACACUUGUUUUGGAAUUUACACAUCAGUGAUUUUUAUCCGGGCUGCAAGUCAGGACUGCUUCCCUGCAAGACUAAACGGACGAUACAUUUCCCUUUUUGUUCCCUUGAUCUUGUAUAACAAUAUUGGUAUUUGAAAGCAAUAAUAGACCGGUGUAAAUGAUGAUGGUGAGAAUGAAGGCAGAGCAUGUUUGCAAUUGUGGUUCCUCAUGUAAAGGUACUUUGUGUGUGUGUGUGUGUGUGUGUGUGUGUGUGUGUGUGUGUGUGUGUGUGCGUGCGUGCGUGCGUGUACCAGAGAUCUCCACAGCACAAAGCCAGACUGGAAUUUUGGCUACAAACUGCUAGAGACUCUGAUGCUACACGGUGCAGUGACUGUUGAGAGAACCACGUUGAUACUGUGAAACUUCACAAAAAAGCUUCCAUAAACACAUUUGUAUUUUCCAAAAACCUUUUGGCUGAAAGACUGUUAUUAUACAAAUUUCUGUCAGCAUGCCAGUGAAACAUUUGUAUACAUUUAUUUUAGGGUUUGUCAUCUCCACGAAGCACACACAUUACUUUCAUACAGAUAAUCACUUCACGGCACAGACGUACAUUCAGGUCAAUUACAGUAAAGAUGGUAGCAGCUGCAGUUAGUGCUGUCUGUAUAUCUGGCUGUAACAUUGUCUAGUUGUUUGUUUGCAUCAGAAACAUGGCCUCAUGUCUUGGAUUAUGCUGCACUGGUGCAGUGAGAGAAAUCUGUUUACUAUGUAUGUCUUGGCACGGAUGAGAGAGCAAGUCAUAUGAUAAGGGAUGAUCUCAUAAGUGGAUGGUUGAAGUAAGUGUAGCAUGAAAAAGUUAUUUUGCCUCCAAAGAGAUGGAGAGAAAAUCAAAGGAUCGGUAAAAGGAAGACUGAAAAGAGUAUACUCAUGGACAGAAAAAAGAGAUCUAUGGUGUACAAAUUGAUCUGUGGUUCUGAAAGUGUCUCAGGAAGAUGUACUUGGCAUACUAACGAAAAUGGACCAAUAUUUAUUUGGAAAAUGUAAGUUAAUGUAUUUUUUUAAUAUUGGACAACUUUGUGUACAGAAUUCAGUCUUUGCUCUUAAGUGCAAUCUGAUCAUAUCUACUACAAUUACAGUAAAUGUAGGAUCACAUUUAAACACAUGCAAAUACAGGCACCAGUUACAUGAUAAGUGUGAAUGUUGUAAACAGGGGACUGCUACGAGUAACAUGUGCCCUGCUGCUCUGUCGGGAGCACUAAAGAAAGUGAGACUAGUCUAUUUAUUUGACUUCCUGUAUGUCGCAGUGGGAGCAAGAGAGGAGGUCUGUCUCUCCUGUACAAGUUCUCCACCCUCUGCAUCUACUUCCUUUAACUUUUCAGGAUAUUCAGUAUGAGCACCAGCCAGGUUUUCCUCUUCGUACCAGUACCCGUAACAGGUAGAUGAAGAGCAGCGUACAGUAGCAGUCAGAUCAGAGGGCCGGAGAACACGACAGCAGCGACGGUGAACAAAGUGUGCUGUUGAAUCUGGCACUGGAUGCCCAAAGAGUCUUCAAGUGAGAGAUCCAAAAUGCUUUACCGUGGUGUAUUCUAAACAAUUAAUAAAAAAAAGGUUAAUGUA